UUAGCAGAAAGUUUACAGGCAGCGAUUCAAGCCCGGUGUGUGAACAUGGAACAUGAGAUCAUCUCAGCGGCGCGUCUGCAGAUCAGUGCUAGAACAUUUUUUAAGAAAAAUUGGCCUUCAGAGUUGAUUUUGUAGCCAAAGACCUGCCUCACAGCCGUAAACUUAAUUAAAAACUUACUUUAAAAGCUGCCAAGGAUCAAGUCUUUGUUGGUUAAUGUUCAACUACUUGAAGCUCUCCGUGUUCUUGAAGAGGAAUCUGGAUAUGGGACUUUGGAUUUAGAAUUUCAAAGCAGCCAGACAUGGGCAGCGGGACGAGCCGAGGGAAGAAAGUUGCACCUGCGUGUGUCAGCGAAGUAAACGUGACUAAAACAACCGUCAGCACUUCACCCAAACAGGACAGCCGUCCGUUCAAGCCGCUUAAAAUCCAUACAAUUUUGCGCAACGCGCGUAACCGUGCGCAACCGGACUGCCACAGCGAGGGGCACGACUCUGACUUCUCCAGAGAGGACGAUGACAUUGAUGGAGAGCUGGACACGGUUCUUGCAGAUUACGAAGAUCGAGGGAGAGCUUCAGUUAAGAAAAAUCCUCCCAAGAAGACUGUCAUCAGAUCCAAAACAUACGGACUGUGUCAUUUCAGUCGGGAGGACGAGGAGGACUUCAGCUCAGAGGAGCCACGUGGCUCAAACGGUGGAGCAAGAGUUGUAAACAAUGAUGCUUUUACACACUUAAAAAAACACACACCUGUGUGCCCCAGUCAGCACAGUGCCUCCUCCUCUCAGGGCUUUUUGACAAGAGGGGCUUUGUUGGAUGCUGUUCCCACAUCAGAAAAACAAUCGACUUGUGGCAGUUGCCAUAGCUCCCCUCUCACCAUGCCAGUCAUCCUGUACGAUGGAUCAGAAGAGGAGCUGAUGGACACUAUUGAGAGAGACUUUAGUUGACCCCCAGCUGAGAGAGCUGCUGUCCUUUCAGCUGUCUUCAUGUGAUCCAGCAGUUGGCAGAGGAAAUUUUGAAACUUUAAAAAGGGAACCAGGGUUGUUGUUUUUUUUUUGACAAUUUCCUGCUUCUAAGGAAGGCUACACUCACUGUAUUUAAUCAGGUUUAUGUGUGUUGAACUGAAACUCCUGCACUCCUCCAGGCCUUUUGCAUUUACCCAAGUCUUACUUAACAACAUGCAGCAGUGUAAUUGCAGAGUUAUAACACCAACUUGAACAGGUGCCAGGAGGUGCUACUCACAGACCAGAUCUGUGCACUGACACAAGCCUCCUUACUUAUCUGCAGUGGUAAGGUGUCACUGUCACCCCCUCAGUGCUGCCAGUCUCCCACUGAGCACACACCUACUUGUUACUUACUUUACUUUUACUUGUCUGUUAAUGGGUAAAGGAGAUAACUCAGAUAUUUCUCUGGUUGCUGAAACUCAUCAGUUCUGCUAAAAUCUAGCACUAUAUGCACGUUCUUGAGGCCCUGUGACCGUGCUCCAUGCAAACAUUUUCCACCAGAAGUUUUGUGCGUGCAGCGCAGUUUAUUGGGUGAAGUUUUUCCAUGAGUGGCAACUCAGCAAAGGUAUGUUUAUUUAAGGUUUCCUUCCUGACCACAGUUCCUGCACUUCUGCACCCUUAUGAAAGAAGGAAUGUGUGGCAACAGAGACCUUCAGUCAGGCUCAAUUUGACUGAACAUUCAGCAACAUUCAAACAUGAAGACCUGCUGCCACUUAGUGGUGGAACACAGUAGUUGUGUGCAUGAACACUAAUUUGAACAUUUAUGUGUGACAAAGGGUGAAUUUCAACCAGAAAUGUAGAGGUGGGGUUUUGUAAUUUUGUUUUAUAUCGCAAAUAAAAAUCGCUGAUAUUCUGAUCAUGUGUAAAGUUUCUGGGAGAAAAUCUGUGUGUAUGUGUGUGUGUGUGUGUGUGUGUGUUAACUUUGCCUUUACAGCAUAGCUCAGUUGACCCAUACUUGUGUAGUAUAACAGCCCACAUUGUGCAA
Molecule: messenger RNA, 1980 nt
Organism: Larimichthys crocea (large yellow croaker)
Lineage: Eukaryota; Metazoa; Chordata; Actinopteri; Sciaenidae
Exons: 3
Coding region: 300-938 (212 amino acids)
Source: RefSeq, a predicted model, not a curated record